AUGGAGUCAGAAUCCGUGGUGGAGCCAGAGGAAAAGCGCUUCUGGUCGGAGAUGAAAGCCAAGCAGGAAACAAGCGCGCUACAGCUUUCGCCCGUGCACAACAAGAACAAACACGUCAGCACCUCUUCUCGACUCUUCUGCGCUCCCGGUCUUCGCGUCCUCUCCCGCCUCGCCUCCCCCGUUGCACGGUUCAACACAAACAUGCAAUUCAGCAACCCCUUUGUUCCCUCUAUAUUCAUAAACAGGACGAAUGCGAACAACGCCGCACAUAUUCCACAUAUUCCCACUUCUACAUCCACACCCGCAUUCACACCCACACCUACUCCCGCUCGAUUCUUCCCUCCCAAUCCGUCACCUGCGACCAACCCCCCUCCCUCUUCUUCCACUCAUGAACCAGACCACCUUGCGCUCCUUGCUUGCAUUUUGGCAGAGGAUGCCGAAUUCUGCGCAGUGCAGGGCGUGUUGAUGUAUAGGCACUCUCCCGACCCUGCACUCUCCACGCUCCCUUCUUCUUUGUCGAGAGCGGCUGUUGGAGCAUCGCUUCUGAGUGCAGGUGGGGUGGAAUCAACAUGA
Messenger RNA from Psilocybe cubensis, 573 nucleotides. RefSeq lists its product as uncharacterized. The record is from RefSeq and is a predicted model, not a curated record. The transcript has 4 exons. The coding region runs from base 1 to 573 and encodes 190 amino acids. Lineage: Eukaryota; Fungi; Basidiomycota; Agaricomycetes; Agaricales; Agrocybaceae.